Messenger RNA from Cladocopium goreaui, 4875 nucleotides. NCBI's taxonomy places the organism in Eukaryota, Dinophyceae, Suessiales, Symbiodiniaceae. The record is from the annotation of a GenBank genome assembly.
AUGCCAGCGGAAGGCUUGGUGGUGGGUGCUGUAGUCUACGCCCUUGAGAACCUCACUGUCAGUGAGGGCAACUGCAGCAAGGUGGUGGUCAGAUGGGGUGCCAAGGGUGAAAUCCUCGAGUUGCUCAAGGAUGCUCAGUACUUGGUGAACUUCCCAGAGACUGUCUUGGUGAGUCCACAUUUGGCAGUGUCUGAGGAUCAAAUCGCUUUAGAGCCGCCAGAGUUUCGGCAAGGUCAAUGGGUGCAGCUUGCACGAGAGAUCCAAUUCAGGAGCAAGCGAGUGAUGCGUGACGGGCAGCCGGGUGUGGUGCGAGAUCUUCGUGUGGACGUUGAGUCCGUGGUGCUGCGCUUGGCGCCGGUGGGCGCAGUCGACAGCUUUGAUUUGAGCGUCUCCCCUAGCGAUUUGAAACCCAUGCAGGGUCUCCCAGCGAACUACGUGAACGCUGGUGCCUGUUUGCUUCACGGCGGCUUCGUACCGGGCGACAUGGUCUUCGCCUUGAAGGACAUUGUGGUCCAGACGGAGAGUGGCACAUCAGUGGCUGUGGGUUGUGGGGAUGUUGGCAUGGUGUUUGGCGAUGCAAUAUCCGCAGAAGCAAGACAAAAAGGGGAGCUUUUAAUCCGUUUUGAAGCACGGCAAGACUUGGGAAACCCAGUCUACUUGAACGUGAACCCGAAAUCUUUGAGUCGAAGCCCGCUGUUGGGAGCAGGGCGCCAUGUGGAGCUGACCAAGCCUUUGCGCUUUGCAGAUGGAACGGUCAUGGAGAGUGGUACAGUUGGAGUUGUGGUACAGAGCAUCAAUGAUGGCUACGAUGCCGACAUUAUCCAAGUUCUUGAUGGUACAAAGGAGCGCAGUUUCCAGCCAGUUGCAGAUGCCUUCGUCAUGGUCAAGGAGUCAAAGCUUGGAAAAGCUGAGCUUGAGGCGCGAUUACAGGAACUUGAGACUCUGGCAAAGAUGAAUGAUGAUGCUGGCAAGACUCGAAGGAAUGUGUCGAUGCUGGAUCAGAACCUGUGGGCCAUUUGUGGCUUUGGCAGUGGUCUAAACAUCUCAUUCCUCACACACCAGUCCAAAUGGCCUCGCUUGGGGAGUUUGUCUGCGGACAGCAGGUGCCUUACGUUGAAGCCCGCGUCCCGCGAGGGCUUCGAUGGCACGUUGGGGGGCGAGAGCACUGUGUGUUUCGACCACCAAGCAUUGGUGACUGAUGAAACACGAGUCGCGCCAUAUGCUGCGGCAAUCCGUGGUGUUGCUGCGGGUCGGAAGGUGCUAGACAUAGGCACUGGACCGGUGUGUUUCCUGGCCCGGCUCUGCCUUCGCGCCGGUGCCAGCGAGGCCGAUGCGGCGGAGAGCUCUGACGCCUCGGUGCAACGGGCAGUGGAGUGCUUCAGGGCCGAGGCCAAAGGCCACACCAGCGAACGCUUUUUGCCUGAUUGGGCGAUGCUGAAAGUUGCCUCUUUGGAGGAAGGUGAAGAAGUGCAUGUGACUGUGGAGAAUGGCACGCAUGGCACGAAUGGCACGAAUGGCACAGCGCAGAAAUUGCGGCUUUUGCGGGGUCUCUCUACGGAGCUCCCAUUGCCCAAAGGUUACAACAUGCUGGUGCACGAGAUCAUGGGUGACAUGGCAGGCAAUGAAGAUGCUGCCCUUGUGCUUCAUGAUAUACACGAACGAGGUCUUCUUGCUCCAGAUUGUGUUGUGGUACCGCGUUCUUCUUCUACACUACUGGCACCAACCGAUGUGCUAAAGCGGAGCACAAUGGAGACCCUGAUUCAUCGACUUGGACACUGUGGAGACGCCACCAUCACGCCCCGAACGCGCUACAGUGCGCGGCGCUUCCCGCCUUCGGCUUUGCUAGCGAAGCCGCAGGCAUUGGAAUUCUUGGACUUUCAGAAGGGUCCCGAGCUGUUUCAGCAGCGGAACUUGGAGUUCAGGACUUCACGAGAGGGCUUCCUGGAUGGUGUGCAUAUGCAUUUGCACGUUGAUUUGGAUGAUUCGAACUGUAUAGAUGUUCUAGAUGCUCAUAGCAAACCUGAUGAAGAUUCCUCUUGGAAUACGCUGUACCUUCGAUUGCUGGCAGAGCCUGUGCAUUUGAGCGCUCACAGCCGUGUGCUGUGCCGCUGCACUGCGGACUUGCGCCAGCGCCCAGCUCGCUACUCCUUAGCGCUUCUCGUGGGCGAGGCCAGGUUGGAUCAGCUUGGCUGCCAGAAAGAUCCAAAAAGUCCAGAAAUUCAAGAUGAGGUGCUGAUUUGCUGCACGCAGGAGGGUGCAGAGGUUGAGCUCUCUGACUUUGAGUGGCGUGAAGGGAUGCUGUUGAUUCUGCUGACAGCUUCUCAAGCUCUUAAGCAAUCCAAUGUGCCCGAUGUUUGCAUCGGUGUUGAACGGCAUAAGACUCCCACCUUGCAUCCAUUCACGGUGGGCGCGCAUGGGAGUUCCAGCAGCUCAAGCAGCCGUCACAGGCCAGCCUGUGUGGCAGCCUGCCUGGUUGCACUUGGACGAAGCACUUGCCGGCUUCGUCGCAGGGCUGUGGAGGCACCAACCAAGUCCGCACCCCGGAGAAGGCGGAGACGAGUUGCUCCGCGCGAGGAACCAGCAGAACCAGAGGUCAAGGCUGCAGAGAAAAGCAAGUCUGGUUUCCCAUCACAUUUGAGGGCCGGACAGUUGACUGCGGGACUGAAGUCUGGGCAGUUUCUGAUUGGACGACUGCGCUGCCCGAAGACCAUCUAUUUAGGCUUGGUCUUUGUCCCGGACUGUGGCGAGUUCGUUGUGAAAGGUUCCAAAGCCAUGAACCGCGCGGUGGACGGUGACCUGGUGGUGAUUGAGCGCUUGACAGACUUGCAGGAAAAACAGUACGACAAGUCAGCAGCCACGAUGCGACAUGGGAAGGUCUCUGAAGCAGAAGAGGUGGCUCAGGUGUUGCGAGACAGCACCCAGGCAGAGUCCAAUCAAGAGAAGCCAAACGCAAGGGUGGUUGCCAUCCGCCAACGAUCUCAGCGAGAGAUCGGCGGCUGCAUCUACGACAUUUCCGACUUGCAGGAUGCAGAGGAGAUUCAGAAGUACGAGGGUGUGGAAGAGGACGAUGUCAUCCUCGUGCCGGCAAACAAGCGCUUCCCGCAUCUACUGCUGAACCGCUCAGAGGUUCAGAGGCAGAUGUCAGGGGUCAAGAACCUCAAGGACAAGCGUGUCACUGCUGUGCUAACCAACUGGCAGCAAUCGUGGCAGUUACCUCGCGGUCGAUUCCACAGACUCGUGGGAAAUGCCGGUGAGCUGGAGACAGAAACCGAGAUCAUUCUGAACGAAUAUGACGUGAAAGAUGAACCAUUUUCCAAGGAGGUGCUCAACUGUUUACCUCCAGCUGAUUUCCAAGUCACAGACGAGCUCAUCAAAGAGCAAAAGCGAAAAGAUUUUCGAGAUCUUUGUGUCUUCUCCAUCGACCCUCCAGGUUGUGAAGAUGUGGAUGAUGCCCUCUCCUGUGUGAAGCUAAAGAACGGCAACUUCAGUGUGGGCGUCCACAUUGCAGAUGUGACCAACUUUGUAAAACCUGGUUCUCCCUUAGAUCGCGAGGCGGCUGAGCGUGCUACCUCAGUGUACUUGGUGAAUCGCCGGGUGGAUAUGCUGCCCCGCUUGCUGACCACGGACAUUUGUUCACUGCGAUGCGAUGGCAAGGAUCGCGUUUGCUUUUCAGCCAUUUUCGAAAUGAGUCCAGAUGCAAAAGUCCUCAAGACGUUCUUCACGAAGGGAGUAAUCAGAUCUCGAGCCGCGCUGUCCUACAAGGAGGCCCAGGAGCGUUUGGACGCGAAGACGGACGACGAGAUCGGCCAGGCGCUGCAGCACUUGGCAGCGCUGGCGCGACAGCUCCGGGAGCGACGUUUCCAGGAUGGUGCCAUUGAGCUGGAGAGCGGGGAGUUGAAGUUUGAGUUGGACACCAACACCCAACUUCCGACAAAUGUCUUCCAAUAUGAGACUCACUUCACCAACAAUCUUAUUGAGGAGUUCAUGCUUCUGGCGAACCGCCAAGUGGCCCAAGAGAUCAGUUCCGUCUGGUCCAAGCUGAGCCUCUUGCGAAGACAUCCACCACCGAAGGAGAAUUUCAUGUCUUCACUGGUGGAGCUGUUGGAGGCAAGUGGAGUCAAGGAUUUCACCUACGGCAACAACAAAGAGUUGCAAGACUCUCUGAACAAGGUGGAAAAGGCUGAUGAUCCUUUUUUCAACAGGCUUGUCCGGAUUAUGACCACACGCUGUAUGGAAGAAGCGUUGUAUUUCUGCACUGGACAAGAGCAAAGGAAAGACUGGAAGCACUUUGGUUUAGCGAUGGACCAAUACACACACUUCACAUCGCCCAUCCGGCGAUACGCCGACUGCGUGGUGCAUCGCUUUCUCAGUGCCGCGCAGGGCUUUGAAGCACUGCCCAGAGUUCUACGUGAGGAUAAGGAGAUUGUUGAUUGUUGUGCUCACCUGAACUACAAGAACAAGAACGCACGAGAUGCGGACCGAGCUUCUGUGGAGUUCCAUCUCUACCAGUUUUUCCAGCAACGUGGAGCUGUAGUCUCGGAAGGAGUGGUCAUGAGAGUUGUGAGGGAAGGAAUCAGCGUUGCCGUGGAGGAAUUCGGAGCUGAGGGCAUAGCAGAGCUGGAGGAAAAAAGUUGGGGAGUCCUCCCAGAAAAGCAGCUUCUUUAUGGACGGCCGAGAACAAAAUUUCAAGGCUUUCAGAUCAAUGUCUUUGAUCGUGUGGUGGUAAAGAUAGAAGCAGACAAGGAUGAUUUGACGAAGCGCAGAUUGAAGUUCACGUUCUUGGGGAUGCCGAGUCAUUUGCCGGAUGGGAGCCAAGCGCCAAUGCCAGAGGUGGCUGACAAAGAAGCUCAACCCCCGGAGUCGUCCCAGAGUUGA